AUGACAGAGCAAAAUAAGAAAAAAAAGAGCUUGCUUGAUGAGGAUGAUGGUGAAGGCACCGCCCCGAAGACAUUUGGCAUCCGCGUGAACAAGGAGUAUGCCGCACGGUUUCAACACAACAAGCAACGUGAAGAGCUGCAUCGGCUUCAAAGCAAAUACCCAGAGGAAGCCGAAAGACUAGCUUUGAAGAUUGCUCGGGAGGCGGCAAAAGCGGCAGGAGAGGUCCUGCCCGACGAUGGCGAGGACAGCUCUCAGGACGAAGAUGAUGUAGGACUGGGGUGGACUGGUGCUUACACGGUCAUGGAGGCAGGACUGGGGGAUGAGGGUGAUAUCCCGGAGGAGGUUGAGGCCAAGAUAUUUGACACGCUGCUGCGGAUCCGCAAACAGGAUCCGUCCAUUUACCAGAAAGACGUUCAGUUCUUUGAAGAAGUUCAGGAGGAGGCUCAGGAGGACGAUGCGCUUGCCGGCAAGCCUGCGGCCGCUAAGAAGGCGAAACCAAUGUACCUAAAGGACAUGAUUGCAAAGCAGGCCUUGGAGUACGGACCCGGAGGGAAUAGCAGUGACGACGAGGAUGGCGGCGAAGGUCGGCAGGAUGGCAAGAAGCGGCACCCUAAAGCGUACAACCCGGAGCAGGAGGCGCUGCGAAAAGCAUUUUUGGAAGCGGCAGUGCGGAAAAUGGGCGAAUUGACGGACGUCUCCGCGGAGGCUGAAGGCGGUGAGGGCGCAGAUGAGAUGGGUGGCGUGCUGCGCCUGCGGCCCAAGUCCCGGGGUGGCAGCGCCGACGACGAUGAUGUGGACGGAGGUCAAGACGCAGACGAAGCUGCCGCCCUUAAAGCCCAGAAGAGCCUUAAGAAGCGCACCGAGGGCGCGGGUCAGUUCCAGCAGCUGAUUGAGGCGUACUUUGGUUCCGAGGCUGAGCUCCACCCAGAUGACAAGUUCUUGAAGGAAUACAUUAUGAACAAGGGGUGGGUGGACCGUGACGACGACUACGUGCCUUCCUACCGGGACAUUGUUGGUGGCGAUGGCGACGAUGAAGGCGUCGCAGGAGACGAGGACGUUGAUGAUGAAGCGGACGAGAGAUAUUUGCGCGAGGUGGACGCGUUUGAGGCCAAGUACGAGGAGCCUGGAGCGGAUCGCAUCAUCACGCACCCACGCAACAUCGAGGGCACCGUGCGAAAACCCGACGAUAAGCGCAAGCGGCAGCGCGACGCCAAGAAACAGCGGCUGGAGGAGGCUGCGGAAGCUGCGCGUGAGGAGGUCAAGCGACUUAAGAACCUUAAGAAGCAAGAACUUGAGAGCAAGCUUGACAAGCUACGCAGCGUGGCUGGUGCAGCAGCUCCUGCUGCGGCUUCGCUGGAUAGCAUGCUCGAGGGCGAUUUCGACCCCGAGGAGUGGGAUAAAAACAUGGCUGCGGCAUUCGAUGAUGAUUACUAUGCGGUUGAAGAGGACUUACAUGACCUGAAGGACGACCUAGACCUGCUUGGAGAGGAUAUGGAUGACAGCGAUGACAACAACGACGACAACGAUGGUGACGGAACAGUGCGCUUCCGGGCCCUCCAGCGUAAAAUCAAGCAAGUGGACAAGCUAAGCGAGGAGCCUGAGGGCAAUGACCACGGGGCAGCUCCGGACCCGGAGGUGGUCGCCAAGCAGCGUGCAGAGCUGCAGCGGCUGCUGGAGGACUACUACAAGCUAGACUAUGAAGACGUCGUAGGGGGCAUCAAAACACGGUUCCGGUACAAAGAGGUGCCGGCCAGCACAUUCGGCCUGAGUGUGGAUGAGAUCCUUCGUCUCGACGACAAGACGCUUAACCAGGUGGUGGGCAUCAAGCGCAUGGCGCCAUAUCGCGACGACCCAAAGCUACGGCCCAACUACAAAGCGUUGGAAAUGAUCAAAGGCGAACUGGCAAAUUCCAAGAACCGAAGGCGCCAGUACAAGAAGCGCGAUUUGCGGAAGGGCUUGGGCGACGGCCGGCAGGCCGGGCAGUGGUGGCAUGGCAAGGGCGACAGUGGCGGCGGCGACGCUGCCGGUGCAGGUCCUGGGAGCUCUAACUCGAAGGGCGCUGCAGACGGGAUGCCUCGUGUAGGCACGAAGCCACACGGCAAGCUGGCCGUAGACGGCAGUAACCAACAGGAGCGGCUUGCUGGCAACGGCGAGGAGGCAGGCCCGGGGCCUAACUCGGAGGCGGCGGGUGGAGCAGAUGGACUCCGCAAGAAGUGCAUGCAGACGGGCGACCCAUUGGGAAGAGGUCAUACCGGCUUGGAUCGCUCUGCCAAGCGGGUAAAACACAAAGAGGACACCCAGCAGCUGGAUUCCAAGAAGGCGCGCCUCGCGUCGUAUGCAGUGCCAACGCUGAAAAAAGAGCAAAGGGCUGUCGAGCUUGGCAAGCGGAAGCGGGAAAACAGCGAGAAUACGCAAAGCGGCAGAACUGACACGCCAUCGGAUGGUUUGUCGCGGGCCCAGCGAAAGAACCUCAAGCGCUCGCAAAAGCGCGCGGGCAAGCGUGCUGCGGAUGCGGGUGCAGGGGAGCAGUAACUCGCUGGUGGGUGCCAUUCCGGCACAUAGCUAUCACUGAGCGCCUGUCGCAUGUCUGGAUCCGUUAGGUGCAAGCACGUCGGUGUGGAGCAGCGGGGUAGCGGGGACCUGAUCGGUUUAACCUGGCUUUGAAAUGUUGUAGAAUCAGCGUUCUAAUCCCUGCUCCGUUGGGUCAUUUAUCACGAAACACCACAAUGGUUCUAACCCAAUGGGCAGAGCAUCACCGUCCGUCUGCUGUAAAUUUGGGGGUACGUGCUGCACAAUAAGGGAACCCUACCGAACUGCAACGAAAAACUAUGUGCACUGCAGAUCUUUGCCGAACAGUAUGCGGGUCAUGGAAGUCCAUUAUCAUCCUUCAAAUGUACAGCAGGCGAAGCGGGGCGAGGUGUUUCACAGUCGUCCUUGCAACGACGCAAGCCUGGCUGCCUCCAACGCUGUCCAACGGAUCGCGGGUGAACAGGGCUGUACGUGGCCACCAUGCAACCCCCAUCCGAAUGUCCACUAACCCCGAAAGGCAUAUCAGUGUACUGACAGAUUAUCACGUGGUUUGCGAUGGCUGGGGCCGCUUAGAUAUUCCAUGCGGUUUUGGACCAACUGGGAGCCAUGUAAUGGAUGAUGCAUC
This is a messenger RNA of Volvox carteri f. nagariensis, 3154 nucleotides long. RefSeq lists its product as uncharacterized. Gene Ontology annotation, biological process: endonucleolytic cleavage in ITS1 to separate SSU-rRNA from 5.8S rRNA and LSU-rRNA from tricistronic rRNA transcript (SSU-rRNA, 5.8S rRNA, LSU-rRNA). Bases 1 to 2532 code for a protein of 843 amino acids. Gene Ontology annotation, cellular component: 90S preribosome; nucleolus. The record is from RefSeq and is a predicted model, not a curated record. NCBI's taxonomy places the organism in Eukaryota, Viridiplantae, Chlorophyta, Chlorophyceae, Chlamydomonadales, Volvocaceae. The transcript is spliced from 15 exons.